Molecule: messenger RNA, 3472 nt
Organism: Varanus komodoensis (Komodo dragon)
Lineage: Eukaryota; Metazoa; Chordata; Lepidosauria; Squamata; Varanidae
Gene: CAPN7
Product: calpain 7
Exons: 19
Coding region: 916-3021 (701 amino acids)
Biological process (GO): proteolysis
Molecular function (GO): calcium-dependent cysteine-type endopeptidase activity
Source: RefSeq, a predicted model, not a curated record
AAGCAAAAACAAACAAGAUCUUUUCCGCCUUAAUUAGGGAAAUAAAGAGUGACCUCGGUAGCACAGUCUUCCCAAACUGGUAACCUCUAGAUGUACUAAAAGAUACAGGAUGAUGGCUGUUCUGUCAAGAAUAUCCAUAGAUACCAUGUUGGGAAAGGCUGCAGCAGGGAUACUCUCCAGUGUUCAAAACUCCAGUCCUUCAUCAAAGGAAUUAAAGUCUUGUGUAAAGUGUAUGCACUGUGAAAAUGCCAUCGGCUUGAUAGCUAAAUAUAAAAUUUGCAUACUAGUACUGUGUUAUGUCUUAACUGUAAAAGUAUAGGAAUUUUGUUAUAUAUGAAGGGGGUUUUAAAGUAAAAAGCAAACUACAGGCUGUUUGCUCUAGCAGACAAAAGUGUAUUAGUUUCUCCAUUUAUAGUGCCAUGCAUUGUGUUUUCAAAGAGUCAUAGUUAAACCCAUCUUAGUCAAAGAAUCACCAACUGCUUUGCUGGGCAGUGUGAGUAGUUGGUCUCUCCAAGUCCUUCAAAAGGGUUGGACUGCAGCUCCCAUUCCCCUAAAGUCAGCACAGCCAAGUUGUCUGGGAGAUAACAGGAGCUGUAAUCCCACCCAUCCCGAAGUCCCCAGCUUUGAGAAAAUUAGAGCAGGAGGUCUUAUGGUCGCUCACAAAAAUCCAUAUUAUUGAAAUUAUUGUUGAACAUGCUAUUCUUUCGUAGUACCCUAUUUACUGACUAACUGCUGUAAUAAUAAUCUUGAUCCAGUCCAGUCACAGAAAGUUGACCCCUUGAAGUCAAAACAGCAGUUGGACUUGGAACGCGCCCAUUUCCUGGUUACCCAAGCUUUUGAUGAAGAUGAAAAAGGCAAUGGAGAAGAAGCAAUAGAGCUGUACACAGAAGCGGUGGAACUCUGUUUGAAAACAGUAUGUUAAGCUACAACUUAACUUGGUGGAAUUAUGUUAUGGCUAGUGAAACUACAGAGACAGUUCUUCAAACAAAACUGAUGCAGCUAGCUCGGCAGGCACUGGACAGGGCUGAGGCACUAAAAGACUCAAAGCCAUCUCAGAAAGAGAAGCCAGCAGCAGUGAAACCAACUCACCCCACGAGGACUUUCUUUCCUUUGGGACCUGACUUUUCCUUGAAUGAUAAGCCACAAACAGUCAGGCCUGUGCAUGCCAGUGAACCUCAAGGUCAGCGAUACACUGCAGAGGAGAUUGAGGUACUCAGGAAGACAUCAAAGAUAAAUGGCAUUGAAUAUGUUCCUUUCAUGAGUGUUGACCUGAGAGAGCGUUUUGCUUUUCCAGUACCUUUCUCAGAUAAAUGUGGGAAGUUGCCGUUGUCUCCCAAGCAAAAAGCAAUGUUUGCCCGAUGGGUACGGCCUGAUGACAUAACCAACAAUCCCACCAUGAUCUACACUGUGUCAAGCUUCAGCAUAAAACAGACAAUCGUGUCAGAUUGUUCCUUUGUAGCCUCACUUGCUAUCAGUGCAGCGUAUGAAAGACGAUACAACAAGAAAUUGAUUACUAGCAUCAUUUACCCACAGAAUAAAAAAGGAGAGCCAGAAUAUAAUCCUUGUGGAAAGUACAUGGUCAAACUGCAUAUCAAUGGUGUCCCUAGGAAGGUGAUCAUUGAUGACCUGCUACCAGUAGAUCACAGUGGAGAGCUUCUCUGCUCUUACUCAAACAACAAAAAUGAACUCUGGGUAUCACUGAUAGAAAAAGCGUAUAUGAAAGUAAUGGGAGGUUACGAUUUUCCAGGAUCAAAUUCUAAUAUUGAUCUCCAUGCAUUGACUGGCUGGAUACCUGAAAGGAUGGCUAUGCACUCAGACAAUCAAGCUUUUAACAAAGACAAUUUUUUCAGAAUGCUUUAUCAGAGAUUUCACAAAGGGGAUGUACUUAUUACAACAGCCACAGGAGUGAUGACUGAAGAAGAAGGAGAAAGAUGGGGUUUGGUGCCAACCCAUGCCUAUGCUGUUUUAGAUAUCAGGGAGUAUAAGGGGCUUCGAUUCAUCCAGUUGAAAAAUCCCUGGAGUCACCUACGCUGGAAAGGAAGAUACAGUGAAAAUGAUAAGAAGAACUGGACCCCUGACCUCCAGAAAUACUUAAACUUUGACCCCAGAACAGCACAGAAAAUAGACAAUGGAAUUUUCUGGAUGGCCUGGGAAGACCUGUGCAAGUAUUUUGAUGUUAUUUAUCUGAGCUGGAAUCCAGGUCUCUUUAAAGAAUCAACAUGUAUUCACAGUACCUGGGAUGCCAAACAGGGUCCUGUGAAGGAUGCAUACAGCCUAGCUAAUAAUCCACAGUACAAACUGGAGGUUCAGUGCCCACAAGGUGGCGCAGCAGUGUGGGUUCUGCUCAGUAGACACAUUACUGACAAGGAUGAUUUUGCACGCAACCGGGAAUUCAUCACGAUGGUUGUAUACAAAACCAAUGGGAAAAAGGUUUACUACCCUGCGGAUCCUCCGCCAUACAUUGAUGGAAUUCGGAUCAACAGUCCCCACUAUCUCACCAAGAUAACACUGACUUCUCCAGGGACUCACACAUUUACAAUGGUCGUUUCUCAGUAUGAGAAACAGAACACAAUUCACUAUACACUCAGGGUUUAUUCAGCAUGCAAGUUUACCUUUUCUAAGAUUCCAACACCAUAUACCACAUCAAAACGGGUGAAUGGACAGUGGAAAGGUCACACUGCUGGUGGAUGUGGCAAUUUUAGAGAUACCUGCAAGAACAACCCUAUUUACCAGUUCCAGUUGGACAGGAGUGGACCACUCCUAAUUGAACUAAGAGGACCAAGGCAGUACAGUGUUGGACUCGAACUUGUUACAGUCUCUACAGUGGGAGACCCAGGUUCUUUGGGAUUUCAGAAGAAGAAUAGUGGCGAUUACAGGUGUGGAUUUUGCUAUCUGGAAGUUGAGAGCGUACCUGCUGGGGUUUACAAUAUUAUUCCAAGCACUUUCCUUCCUCAGCAGGAAGGACCCUUUUUCUUGGACUUUAAUAGCACUAUUCCUCUUAAAAUAUCACAGCUGCAAUGAGGUGACCUGGCGCAAUAUGUUUUUGCACAAUAUGGCGGAUUUGACAACUCGACUGUUUCACUGGACAGCAAUCAAAUAACCAACCUAAGAAAUCGUUUGAGAGAGAAUGAGCCACAUCCCAAAGCUGGGGUCACCAGAUGCUCUGCUGAUGACCCUGAGCAGCAUCCUGAAGCAGAGUGGAAAUUGGGGCUUCCCCUUGUUUUGCCCAUGCUCAUUCUUGAACUGUUGCCAAUUUGAUGGCAAGCAAAGGAAUGUGCUUGAACUUAAUCAUGUUCCCAUCAAUGUCCUUUUUUUUCUUUUUUUCUUUUUUGCAUGAAUUCUGCCUAUAAGAAUCUGGCUUUUUUUAAAAUCAAGCUCUGGUUUGAAAAUGUGUAUGUUUUUCCUGUUUUACCAAAUCACCUCCUAAACUCAGUUUUUCCAAAUACUAUGAUAAAAAUUGCUCCAGACAGUA